Molecule: messenger RNA, 1716 nt
Organism: Trichomycterus rosablanca
Lineage: Eukaryota; Metazoa; Chordata; Actinopteri; Siluriformes; Trichomycteridae
Gene: trim45
Product: tripartite motif containing 45
Exons: 6
Coding region: 1-1716 (571 amino acids)
Cellular component (GO): nucleoplasm
Molecular function (GO): zinc ion binding; protein binding; ubiquitin protein ligase activity
Source: RefSeq, a predicted model, not a curated record
AUGUCACUUUGUAAGGAGAAGUCCACUGCUGGAGAGGUGAAAGAAAGCGGAAUGAGGAGAAACGGGAGUGUUAGGAACACUAAAGCGAUAUGCAGUGUGUGUAAGCGCAUGUUUAAAGAGCCUAAGCUGCUCUCGUGUUUGCACACGUUCUGUGCUGAGUGUAUUCUUCAGUUAGAACCGUUCUCUCCACUCUUACCGAGCUCUGCACGCUCCGAGCAGCUCUCCUUCACCGUUCUGUGCCCUGAGUGUGACACCGAGGUGGAACUCCCGGCCUCCGGGGUGGAGGGACUGACCACAGACCACCUGGCUCUGGAUGAAGUGUUCAUGGAGACCCUCCUGAUGGAGAAGAGUGUGUUGUGUGAUCUGUGUGGAGAUGCUGAGGGGGAGAAACGUUGUGAAGUCUGCUCUUUUACCCUGUGUGACUUCUGCAGCCAGGCUCACAGGAGACAAAAGAGGACAUCCAGUCAUGCCAUCCACAGCUUGGAUGAGCUGAAGCGGGAGGGACGUCUCUCAAGACGUGUGCUGUGCUCUCUUCAUCCAAGCCAGGAGCUGCGUCUCUUCUGUGAAUGCUGCGACCUCCCUGUUUGCCUUGAAUGUGCUGCAACGCUUCAUAGGGACCACCGCUGCUGCCCCAUGAAUGAGGUCAUACACCAGCAUGGUGACCGUAUCCGGGAGCUGGUCUCUGGAAGUCUUCGGCCUCGCCUCACUCGGCUUGAGGAUGCACUGAAAUGCGUAGAGAUUUCCCAGGAUGCUUUACAGGCCCGGGCAGAGACACUGGCAAGUGAAAUUCGGGCCUUUUCUUUGGCCUAUUCGAGUGCUGUGGAGGCUCACUGUUGCUCUCUGCUCCGCUCUCUGGAUGAUCUGAGGCUGCAACGUCGCAACCAGCUCCAGCUGCAGAAGGCACAGCUACAGCAGGCACUGUGUGACGUCCGUGGCAGUGUGGACUUUGCUGAACGCUUGCUCACAUGUGGCUCAGAGGCGGAGAUCCUGAAUGCAAAGGAAGUGACCAUAAGGAGGCUCUUGAAUUUGUUGGAGUCAGGGUUUGAUCCCCGCUUGGCUGUUGUUAGCCAUGACAGUGGUAGCAAUAUCUGCUUUUCACCACGUGAGAGUGCAGGCCAAGUGAAUGACUUUCCCAUGGUUGGAGUUCUACAUGCCAAGACUGUCGAUCCCAGCAAAUGCUCCAUUCAAGGAGAAGGUAAGAGCAAGGGUGUUGAGGGCCAGAGAAGCGAGUUUGUACUUGUCUGCAGGGACUGUGCAGGGGAGCAGAUGGGCAAAGGAGGAGAUCCUGUGCUAGUCAGCAUUGUCCAUGCAGACAAAAAGGACUGCAAAGUGGAGACUACGGUUAUGGAUAAUAAUGAUGGAUCAUAUGCUGUAUCCUACACUCCCAUGGAACCUGGAUCCUACUCUGUGUGGGUGUGUGUAAAAGCACAGCAUGUUAAGGGCUCACCAUUCAGGCUGACGGUGAAGAGAAAGUUCCAGAGACACCGUGGAAUCUUUCACUGCUGCUCCUUCUGUUCUAGCGGGGGUGUUAAAGAGGCACGAUGCGGCUGCGCUGGAACCAUGCCAGGAGGGUUUCGGGGCUGUGGUCAUGGUCAUAAGGGUCACCCAGGAAAGCCACACUGGUCCUGCUGUGGUAGUGUAGUGGAGAGCUCAGCAUGUGCGCUCAGCCUUGUGUCAGGCUCACAUCGUGGACAUGUACGAACUGUGGAACUCUGA